Austrofundulus limnaeus is the source of this 4686-nucleotide messenger RNA. It is a transcript of the gene tcf3a, whose product is annotated as transcription factor 3a. Gene Ontology annotation, molecular function: DNA-binding transcription factor activity, RNA polymerase II-specific; RNA polymerase II cis-regulatory region sequence-specific DNA binding; protein dimerization activity. Gene Ontology annotation, cellular component: chromatin; transcription regulator complex. Gene Ontology annotation, biological process: regulation of transcription by RNA polymerase II. Bases 530 to 2374 code for a protein of 614 amino acids. The transcript is spliced from 20 exons. The record is from RefSeq and is a predicted model, not a curated record. NCBI's taxonomy places the organism in Eukaryota, Metazoa, Chordata, Actinopteri, Cyprinodontiformes, Rivulidae.
UGUUGGUUAGUCCAUUUUGUGCAUCGUUCGCGACUCAGAACGUCGACAUUUUACAUUUUUGGCGAUAAUCGCUACAUAUACUAAAGGGUGGACGAAAUCUGCCUGGUUUGGUUUGUUUGCUUUAGUUGAAAUCGGACACCGCUGAUGUUUGAGCGUCUCCCGUAGACUGGGCUGCGGAGGGAUAUUCCAUUGGAACCGACAAUGUGGAGGCUAUUAAAAUGUCUACUUGGAAAAUGAAAUAAUUACAGUUUCUUCAGCUGAAAGGAAAAAGAGCAACAGAAAAGUUAUGGUCCCUGCGACAGACGUGGUUUCGGCUUCGUAGCGAAGACAACGAAACGAGGCGACGAAGGAGUGGUUUAUGUAAUCUUUCCUUCUAUUCAUCAAAACCCCACAGUUCGCACCACGGGAGAAAGGAUCCUAUCCAUAACUUUGUUUUCCUCUCUUCUCGUUCACUUCUCGCCGCUGGAUGCUACAUUUAAAUCCAGUCUGCUGCUGAGACUGAGUGAGGCCUGGUGAAUCCCAGCAGAGAAUGGCUGCAGUAGAAACCGAUAAGGAGCUCAGCGACUUGCUGGAUUUUACUGCGAUGUUUGAACCACCAGUUACAAAUGGUAAGAAUGGGCCAACUACUCUUGCCAGCAGUCAGUUUGGAGGCUCUGGUUUAGAUGAAAGGAGCGGGUCCAGUCCUUGGGGACCAGGAGAACAGAACAGUCCAACUUUCAACCAGGGAAGGGGUUUUGAUGAAGGCCUUUACAGUGAGCGAGACAACUUGGCCUCUACCCCAGUAUUUGGAUCAGGGGUAAUCGGGAAGGCUGAACAAGGACCAUACUCCUCAUUUGGAGCACAGCCUGGUUUCAUGUCCAGCGAUAUGCCCUUGUCCAGUCCAAAUAACCUCUCUCCAGCUGCUGUUAAGUCCGGUUCCCAGUUUUAUUCAUCAUAUGAGCGAAGCAACACUCGCAGGAGACCCUCACAGGACCCCAUUGAGUCACAGCCAAAAAAGAUCAGGAAGGUGCCCCCCGGCCUGCCCUCCUCCGUUUAUACAUCAAACCCCAGGGAGGAUUUUAAUCGAGAUUGCUACCCUCCCUCCAAAGCAGGAAACGUCUACCUAUCACCAUACUACGGGCAAGAAGGUCUCCACCCGCCCUCCGAUCCUUGGGGCUCUGCCGGGUCGAUGAUUCAGCCUGGUUAUUCUGCCGUGUUGGGCAACUCCCCCCAUCUGGGUCAGCACGGACCUUUCACUGCCAUCAACCCUCAAGAUAGACUGAAACGGCAGCCUCUGCCACUUUCUCCCCACAACUACCCCCUGCAUGGCAGUGAGGUGAACGGAGCUCAUCCAGCUGGGUUCCACUCUGGCUCCAGCAGCUUUGGAGUCCCCAACCACACACCCCCUAUCGCCAGCACUGAAACCCUUAUGGGUAAAUCUUAUACAAAUCGGGGUGCAGUUCCUGGAAGUUCAGGUGAUGAGAUUGGGAAAGCCUUGGCAUCAAUUUAUCCUUCAGACACAMACAGUAAUGUUUUCCCUCCGUCUCCAUCGACUCCCUCUGGAUCACCUCAUGCUGUUUCAGGCUCUGCAUCUCAAUGGACCCAGUCUUCUGGCCAGGCCACGCCUUCACCUAACUUUGAUGGUGGAGUUCAGUCUAUGCAGAGUAAAAUAGAGGACCACCUGGAUGAAGCCAUAUGCGUUCUUCAGCGACACGCCAGCGGACAGGGAGGGUUACCUCCAGGCUUCAGCAGUGCAGCACUUGGGCUGGUCAGUCGCCUGCCAGGGCUGGUUUCCAGUCUCCAUGAGGACUCUGCUGGUCUGCCCUCUAGUGGAGGACUUCUGCAUCACAGCUCUGCAUCUGUUCAUUCAGCCUCUCAGCUUACAGUUCUGCCCGGCAACCUGACUCGCUCCAGCGGUGCGAUGAUCAAACGAGAGGAGAGGGAGGAUGAUGAGAACUGCUCCAUUACAGACAAGUCAGAGGACGAGAAGAAAGACACGAAGGCCCGCCUCCGGACAAGUAGUCUAGAUGAUUUGGACGAUGAUGAUGACGAAGAUCUACCAGUGGAGGUCAAGGCUGAGCGGGAGAAAGCACGGAGGUUGGCAAACAACACCCGCGAGCGGCUCCGCGUGCGGGACAUCAACGAGGCUUUUAAGGAGCUGGGCCGCAUGUGUCAGCUCCAUCUGAGCUCUGAAAAACCACAAACCAAAUUGAUCAUACUGCAACAGGCUGUUAAUGUUAUAAUCAACCUGGAGCAACAAGUCCGAGAGCGUAAUUUGAAUCCAAAAGCCGCCUGCCUGAAGAGGAGAGAGGAGGAGAAAGUUUCGGGUCUGCAGCUCGGUGGAAGUCACGCUGCUCUGGGAGGGGAUGGACACAACCCUGUGAGCCAUAUGUAACUCUCAGCUCUUUUGGCUCGUACAGCUCUUAGAACACGUGGCCUUAUCUAUCAUUGUCGUGUCAUCUCAGUGUGUGUUCAGCAGCUUUUGGGAAACACACACACACACCUCGUAACUGACAAAGCAGGUGGCCACAUUCCUGGCGCAGUAUAACACAUCGCAGCAGAAGAGGCACAUGAAAUUAAAAAUAAAAAACAUUUCUUGAUCUUUACACGAUGAUGCUUUGAACUGAAGACGCUGCUUUUGGAGUCAGCGGAACUCGCUUUUACACACUGGGAGCAAAACUUAUUUGGAUCAAAAAACUUUGGAUCAAUUGCUCAUCUGAGUGACUUUACAUUGCUGAAUAGUAUUGGCAUUCCCAUCAGAGAAUAAUGCGAUCUUACAUUCUUCCCGAGCAAAGAGGGAUGAUUUAUAUACUGCGAUAGAACAAAACCUGUUUAUUCAUGCCUUGUUGUUAGAUUUGACGUUUAUUGUUUUCAUGUAACGACUGAAUUACUGAAGUUUAGAGACUUUUCUGCCACUGACCGGUCUGUCAAGAAUACCUGCUUCCUCUUUUUGAUACGCUGGGAUUUCAGUCCGUUUUUCUUCAAUUUUGUUGAAGUGGCUAAAAAGAAAGGAAAACAAGUUGCCACAUUUCGGACUCACUUGUGCACUGGGGUGAUUUAUUUUUUAUUGCUUGUCUCAGAACUUUGGAUCCCAGAGUCUUGUCUCUUGAAGUCCUUUACAUCAGUUAUUUGUCACUGCCAUGCAAGUGGAAUGGACCGACUGCCAGGAGAGACGCAACCCAACAGAGCGAGGCUGGAGCACGGGCCUCGCUGUCAGCCUCACAGCUCGGUGCAAAGUGUCUGAAAGCAUCCCUCGCUCCGACAUCAUUGGGAAAUCACUUCCCGCAAGAAUCAGAGCUGUUUGCAUUUUGAUACCGGACACUUAUCUUGUACACGUUUAACUAAAGUAUUGAAAGGGAUCAUGAGUGUUACUGCCAUGUUUUGACAGAAUUCCCUCUGUUGCCACUGACUGACUUUGUUUUGGUUGCUUUGUGUUGAAGCCUGUUGUAAGGAUCUUCCUUUUUUUUUUGUUUGUUUGUUUGUUUUUUUACUUUGUAACUUAGUCGUAAGAGUUUUGUUUGUAUUGUUUGGAAUGCUUUAUUUACUUUGUUUACAUUGUUUUUAAUGUAAGACGACUCAGUUUAGAUUCCAGGAACAAAGUCAGGUGUUUGUUUGUUUGUUUGUUUGUUUGUUUGUUUGUUUGUUUGUUUGUUUGUUUGUUUGUUUGUUUGUUUGUUUGUUUGUUUUUGGUGCCAGUUUAGAGAUGUUAGAAAUGACAACUAAUAAGGCUGUAACAUCACAUGUUGUGAUAUUGAUCUGUUGUUUGAACGCAAACCAGUUGUAAAUUGGGCUGUUCUACUAUUUGUGACAUUUUUUUUAAUAUGAAAAAGUUUUAUUAGCGCAGCCCCGCCCCCUCUCCUCUCCCAGCGUUCUGACGAGCUUGUUUAUUAGUUUGAGAAGUUAAGAAGGGGGCGGUCUGUAGCAAAUGUUUGUUUCAUUAUGAGAUAAAGCAUAAAAAAGGAUUUAAAAGAGGUGGCCUUAGUCAUUUUUCUGACAUGAGGAGUUUUGAUAAUGGUUACUCACCAGUGCCUGAACAUGUCUUUGCUUACAUGGUGGAUGAUGUUUCAUUCAAGGUUUUGUAGGUUGUCUUUUUGCAAUACAAAUAUUUUGUUUUUGUUUUGUUUUAAAGCCCUAUAUUUCAUUAUCAUCUAUAAUAUGAAGAAUUAUGCUCAGUGACUUCUUCUGUGCUUGUGUCACGAGUCAUAAGUUGAACAUUGUUGACAAAUUUGAUGCCGAACAUUGUAUUUUCAUCUUUUUUGUCGUCAUUUUUGCCUCAAAUUGGUGUGUGUGUAAUAACAUACACACCUGUAUGUCUGUCAGCUUCAUCACUGGAAGCCGGUUACUGAUGUGGAACAGUUUUCAUCAUUUCAUCACAAAUCCUGGCCAGCAGACAAACCCAGAAAUGACAUUUCAGUUCCUCAAACUGUGAUUUGUAAAGUCACUUGUAAAAACUGGAUUUUUGUCCAUGAAUUAUGUUUUUGCAGUAACCUUGUCUCUAAAUUCACACCUUCUGCUCACAGACUCUGUUCUCAUGAAAGAUGACCUGCUACAGAUCUCUGUCUUCGCUCAUGUUUGGGGACAACAUCUAUGUAGGGUUUGUCCUCAAAGUGCCUCCAGUUUCCUAUUUUUUUAUAUACAAAGUAGAUGUUGAGAACUGUUGUGUAUAUAACAGUAAUGUAGCAAUAAAUGUACCAUUUUUAAGAACAA